Molecule: messenger RNA, 4137 nt
Organism: Vicia villosa (hairy vetch)
Lineage: Eukaryota; Viridiplantae; Streptophyta; Magnoliopsida; Fabales; Fabaceae
Product: oligopeptide transporter 5-like
Exons: 2
Coding region: 97-2415 (772 amino acids)
Biological process (GO): transmembrane transport
Molecular function (GO): oligopeptide transmembrane transporter activity
Source: RefSeq, a predicted model, not a curated record
UCAUUAUCUGUUCCAAGUGACAAACUAACACAACAUCAUUCAAAAGACAAACACUCAUCAUGGAAUAGUUGAAGUCUGUCCAGGUUCAUAGCAGCAAUGAAAAAGAAUGCAUCACCUCAGUCUUCUGAGCAUUGCAUGUCUGUUACCACUCCUCUUCUUGAUCUGGAAAAGGAAGCUGAGAUAUCAUGUAGUGGAGUAACUCAAAAUAGGGACAUAGAGGAUGCAGAGAAAGAUGACUAUAGCAUUAAUGAUAGUCCCAUUGAGCAAGUGAGGCUAACAGUUCCAAUCACUGAUGACCCUUCUCAGCCAGCACUCACUUUCAGGACAUGGAUUCUAGGACUAGCUUCAUGUGUGCUCCUUGCAUUUGUGAACCAAUUCUUAGGCUACAAAACCAACCCUUUGAAAAUCACUUCUGUCUCAGCUCAGAUUAUUACACUCCCACUUGGGAAGCUUAUGGCUGCAACACUUCCUACAAAACCAAUUCAAGUCCCUUUCACAAGUUUGUCUUUUUCGUUGAAUCCAGGGCCAUUCUCUUUAAAGGAACAUGUGUUGAUAACCAUCUUUGCUAGUUCAGGAUCUACUGGUGUUUAUGCAAUAAACAUUCUCACAAUUGUUAAGGCUUUCUAUCAUAGGAAUAUCCAUCCUGUAGCGGCUUAUUUGUUAGCGCUAUCGACUCAGAUGCUAGGGUAUGGAUGGGCUGGCAUUUUCAGAAGGUUCCUUGUUGAUUCACCUUACAUGUGGUGGCCUGAAAACCUUGUGCAAGUGUCACUAUUUAGGGCAUUUCAUGAAAAAGAAGAAAGGCCUAAAGGAGGUACUUCUGGGCUGCAAUUCUUUUUCGUAGUCUUUGUAGCUAGCUUUGCGUAUUACAUUGUUCCGGGAUACUUUUUCCAAGCAAUAUCAACCGUCUCUUUUGUUUGUUUGAUUUGGAAAGAUUCAAUCACUGCGCAACAGAUUGGUUCGGGCAUGAAAGGCCUCGGUAUCGGUUCGUUUGGUCUCGACUGGAACACCGUUGCUGGCUUCUUAGGUAGUCCUUUGGCUGUGCCUGGCUUUGCCAUCAUCAACAUAAUGGCAGGAUUUUUAUUGUAUAUGUAUGUUUUGAUUCCAAUUGCUUAUUGGAACAAUUUAUAUGAUGCAAAAAAGUUCCCCCUCAUUAGUUCUCACACAUUUGACUCUACCGGUGCAACAUACAAUGUUACUCGGAUUCUCAAUGCCAAAACUUUCGAUAUUGAUAUGGAAAGUUACAACAAUUACAGCAAGAUCUAUCUGAGCGUCACGUUUGCCUUUCAGUAUGGAUUGAGCUUUUCAGCUCUUACAUCUACUAUUUCGCACGUGAUUCUCUUCCACGGAAAAAUGAUUCUACAAAUGUGGAAGAGGACCACGAGUGAAUUAAAACAUCUCGGAGAUAUCCAUACAAGAAUCAUGAAGAGGAACUAUGAACAAGUCCCUGAAUGGUGGUUUGUCACCAUUCUGAUUCUAAUGGUCAUGAUGGCCUUAAUAUCCUGUGAAGGCUUCGGCAAGCAGCUCCAACUUCCAUGGUGGGGAAUCUUACUUUCGCUAGCAAUUGCAUUAGUUUUCACUUUACCUAUUGGCGUCAUUGAAGCAACAACAAACACAAGAACAGGUCUCAAUGUAUUCACAGAGUUGGUUAUCGGUUACAUCUAUCCAGGAAAGCCACUAGCUAAUGUAGCUUUCAAAACCUACGGCCAUGUCAGCAUGGUACAAGCACUUGCUUUUCUUGGUGACUUCAAAUUAGGCCACUAUAUGAAAAUUCCACCAAAAUCAAUGUUCAUUGUGCAGCUUGUUGGCACAGUAGUUUCAUCAUCUAUUCACUUUGGAACAGCAUGGUGGCUUCUUACAUCUAUCGAGAACAUAUGCGAUGAGUCAUUGUUGCCAAAAGGUAGUCCUUGGACAUGUCCCGGUGAUGAUGCAUUUUACAAUGCUUCCAUCAUAUGGGGAGUUGUAGGGCCAAAGAGAAUGUUUACCAAAGACGGCGUUUAUCCUGAGAUGAAUUGGUUUUUCCUUAUUGGUUUUAUUGCACCUUUUCCAGUGUGGCUUCUAUCUAUCAAACUUCCUAACCACAAGUGGAUUAAACUCAUCAACAUUCCUAUUAUCAUUGUAGGUGCUUCUAGCAUUCCACCUAGGAGAUCUGUGAAUUAUAUUAGUUGGGGAAUUGUUGGAAUAUUUUUCAAUUUUUAUGUUUAUAGAAAAUUCAAAGGUUGGUGGGCUAGACAUACUUAUAUUCUUUCAGCUGGUUUAGAUGCUGGAGUUGCUUUUAUGGGUUUAGUGCUUUACUUUGCUCUUCAAUCUUAUGGUAUUUUUGGUCCAUCAUGGUGGGGUCUUGAAGCAGAUCACUGCCCUUUGGCAGGAUGCCCUACAGCUCCAGGUGUACAUGCAGAGGGUUGUCCUAUUCCCUGACUUCCAUGUUACUAUUCCAUCAUCAAUACUGCCUUUUCUUGUGUUUAUGAUAUUGAACAUGUAAAUAUACUAAACCAAGAACCUGUUUUACUUUGAUCUCUUUGUAUUUAAACUAUCUUGUUUGACUUUUCAGUAAAUUUUUUUCGUGAUACAAGAGAGCCUAAACCCAAAAGAAGAAUAACUACUCUCUAACAAUCCUACUAUAACACCUUCCAACAAAAUCUGCUAGAUAAAUGGUAUUUAGAUCUUGAGGACAAACAUCAUAGGUCCUAAUUCCACCAUUUUGAGUCACACAUAAUCUCGCGAGUGCAAAUGCAGGCAUAUUUAUUUGCUUCUCUAUAAAUCUUCCCUACCUGAUGGAUGAAACUGAUAGAAAUAUGGUAUGAUAAUCCUGGAUAUCUUCAAGAAUCGUGUUCGUUCACUUUCCGAACAAAGUAUUUCGACCAUAUUCUUGUCUGGGUUCACGAAAUCUUUGCGGGGAUAAUUCUCGAAGAACAAUCUGUUUCUGACAAUAGAGAACAAAUCAGAAUGUAGAGAGGAAGUAUAAUUUCGUGUACCAAAUCGAGGCCAAAAGACUCCUUAUUUAGGAGACCAAUAACAGAAAACGAACAGACACACCUUUUCGGAAAAAACAGUUAUGUCGGUUGGGAAAGGGUGCAACUAUUCAAAGGAAUUUUUCGAACGGGGAGCUGCCCCUUGGACCCCGGCAGGGCGCUGCCCCGCACUCCGCCAGGGGCUACGCCCCUUGGAACCCCGUUUCUAUUAUUCGUAUUCAAUUAAACGUUUGUCUCGACGAGCGUGUACUCCGCACCACCUUAACUCGUUUCAAACUUAACGCAUAAUUGCAUUGGCCUAAAAUAAAUCACAUUACUACCAAAAUACAUUGAUGAUACUAAAAUCACCAACAGAAACCCUAAUGGAGAUACUUGUGCCUACAGGCGACGUCCUACGGGGUACUAUCAAUCAAAUCCAUAGAGGACAGACCAUCUCCUGAGUAGGGUUUUCCAAAAAGGGGUAACCAACAAGAGGAGCAUUAAUUGUAAUUUCAAGCUUUACUGCGUAAAAACUCUUCGGCUCUUGGCCCAUGCACGCCUCGCGCUUUAGAGACUAUAUAUCACUAUGUCUAUAAUGACAUACUAGGACCUUAAAGAAUCCUCAAUGGAGGGCGUGCUAGCUGUGAACGACCUCGAUCAUGAUAUGUUGAGUUAACCGCUACAAAAUAAAGAGAGACCUCUCCUUACCACGAGGCCGACUCGAUAAUGGAUGGUCGAGAUGACUCCUUCUACCUGCAGGUGUUGUAUUGUACUGUUAGAGUCUCUUACUAAAAGCACUUUGCCUCUAUAUGCCUCAUGCUUGACGGAUUGUAUAACUAGUAUAUGCAAAAUGACUCAAUGUGGCAUAGGUGAGUUCAAGUUGAUCUCAAGUCAUGUCGAUUGAACUCGUCGUUCUUAGAAAAGAAGACAUGGUAGUUAAUGACCAUAACGACCACACUCAAGUAAAUUAGACAAAGACGUUAAUGACCAUAACAACCAUGCUUAGACAAAAGAGACAAGGUUGUUAGUGAUCAUAUAACAGUCAUGCUAAUACAAGAAGACAUUGUCAUGAAUAGCCAUAAUGACCAAUCUUCCACAAGGAGACAUGGUCCUUAAUGGCCUUUAAACGCGCACACAAAAAAAUACAUUUAAAACAGCAAAUGAAGUGGUAUAGCCAACUCCUUUUUCU